GUGUCUUCUGCAUUACAAAGGUACAUUUCUAGCGUGGAGGAAAUGGAGUUUAUAUUGAGGAAUCGUCGAGAAGCCGAAAACGUUGGUCCACCUGAUUUGGUCACCCCGGCUUCAACCAUGGUGAACGGUUCCACAACUGCGGCCAACCUAGCGACCACCACCGAGGCAAAAACGGGAAUACACAAAAUUGAGGCGGAAGUAUUGGCACAGAUUCAUAAAUUACCGGUGUGGGCAUUGAUAGCAAUAUGUGCGGGUGCGCUGCUCAUCCUGGUGUGCUGCACGUACUGUAUAUGCAAGCGAUGCUGCUGCAAGAAGCGCAAGAAGAAGGAGGGGAAGAAGGGCCUUAAAGGCAUCGUGGGGCUGGAGGACGUGAAGAUACUCGGACAUUCUAUGAAGGAGAAGGUUCAGCCUGAUUUAGAAGAGCUGGAGGUGAAUAUGGAGGACAAUGAGGACGCAGAGAGCACCAAGUCCGAGGUGAAACUGGGAAAGCUGCAGUUCUCCAUGGACUAUGACUUCCAGAAAGGGGAGCUGUCUGUGGGUGUGAUUCAAGCAGCGGACCUUCCGGGCAUGGACAUGUCGGGGACAUCAGACCCGUAUGUGAAGGUGUACCUGCUCCCAGACAAGAAGAAGAAGCAUGAGACCAAAGUGCACCGCAAGACACUCAAUCCUGUCUUUAACGAGACAUUUAUUUUCAAGGUCCCCUUUGCUGAGGUAGCAGCCAAGACGCUGGUGUUUGCGGUGUACGACUUUGAUCGCUUCUCCAAGCAUGACCAGAUUGGUCAGGUGCAGGUGCCCCUGAACCAGGUGGACCUUGGCAAGACGCUCGAGGAGUGGAGGGACCUGGCCAGCCCAGAGAAUGAGGAGAAGGAGAACAAGCUGGGGGAUAUUUGUUUCUCGCUGCGGUAUGUGCCAACUGCGGGCAAGCUGACCGUAGUCAUUCUUGAGGCCAAAAACCUGAAGAAAAUGGAUGUGGGUGGCCUCUCAGAUCCUUAUGUUAAGAUCUCCCUGAUGCAAAAUGGAAAACGGGUUAAGAAGAAGAAAACUACGAUUAAAAAGUGCACUCUGAACCCCUACUAUAACGAGUCCUUUACGUUUGAAGUUCCAUUUGAACAAAUCCAGAAAGUGACCCUGAUCAUAACGGUGGUUGAUUACGACCGUAUCGGCACCUCUGAACCCAUUGGCCGCGCCGUCCUCGGGUGCAACUCAACAGGCACAGAGCUACGCCACUGGAGCGACAUGCUGGCCAAUCCCCGUCGUCCAAUCGCUCAAUGGCACACCCUACAGGAAGUGCCUGAGAAAAAUUAGAGUGUGGCGGGGACUGUUUUUCCUUUUUUACAAAAACAAAAAUUAUCUUGGUUAGUCUGACAUUUUUUGGUUUUUAGACUAGGCGAUGUGGUCUUUUCAAAAGAAAAAGAAAACAAAACAAAAAACUAAAUUCUGUAUAUUUUGUUCAUGUUUACUGUUCAAGGAAGAUUAUGAAAGACAGAAUUUCCAAAAUAAAUGGGAAUCGGUUUUAUUUAUUGUUUAUUUUUUUUUAUUAAAAUGUCAUCAUCAUUUCAGUGUAUAAUACAUUUUAAAUAAUUAUAAUUCCAGAACAACAGCACACAAAUUUAAGAAAAAAACUGCGAAAAAGACAACAUGAAAAUCGUCAAAUUGUUAACCACAAGUAAAUAUUUACCAAACUUGAUGAUAUUGUACAUUUUGAGGGAGAAAAGCAAACAAAGAACAGGGUUUAUUUGAAGAUUUUUUUAAAACUUUGCUUUCCUCUUUUGUUGGCUUUUGUUUUUCAUAAUCUUGCUUCGUUAACUUUCUCCAUGACAGAAUAUUCUCCCAUGGUCAUAAUGGUCAAGUCUUGUAGUUUUUAGUGAAAAAAACACAACAUAAUAGGGACUGUGGUAUUAGUAGAUAUUUGAUUUGUCGUACUAUGUGAAAUCACAUUUUUAUCAUCAUUCAUGGUUUAAUAAAGGCAUUGAUACAUAUGAUUGUUUAUAACCACAUCAUGCAUGAAUUGUGAAUAACUGUUGAACUGUUGUUUUAAUGGUUUUAACGUGAAUGUUCAUCUUUUUGUAUUUUAUAAGCUUGGAAAAUGUUUAUCGACACAAUUUGAGGAUUGCAAUUGAGAUGGUUGUUAUGUUAUUGAUUGUUUGUGAAUGACUCUUGUUUGGGAUUAAUGCAUGUCUGCUGAUUGAGUUUGAAAAAAAAUCUUCAAAUAAUCGCGACUUAAAUUUUUAACCAGGUUUUCCGAAGGAAAAAAAGGGUUAUUAGAUUGGCGAAUGUCGGCGGGCGGGCGAGCAGGCGGAACAAGCUUGUCCGGGCCAUAAUUUUGUCGUUCAUUGUGAGAUUUUUAAAUCAUUUUAAAAUUUGUUCACCAUCAUUAGACGGUGUGUCGCGCAAAAGAAUAACGUCAAUAUCUCCAAGGUCACACUUUGAGUUCAAGGGUCAAAAAUAGCCUAAAAUGAGCUUGUCCGGGAAAUAACUAUGUCAUUCAUUGUUAGAUUUUAAAAUCAUUUGGCACAUUUGUUCACAAUCAUUGAACGGUGUGUCACACGAAAGAAUUUUGUCAAUAUCUCCAUGGUCAAGGUCACCACAACUAAAAACAUAUUUAUUCUGAAACAAAGGGGGUUUAUUAUAAACAAUCAGUUCAGUUUAAGUUGUCUCCCUUUAUUAGUCUUUUUUUUCUAAUUGAAAACCUGGUUUUGUGACAAUUUUGUCCCUUGUUUUAUAUGUUUGUGUAGGAUUAGUCCAAACUGAAGACAAAUAUUGCUGUUUCAGAAUUAUAAUUUAAACUUUAUGUAAAAUACAAAGUUGCAUGCUUAAGAUUCCUGCUAGUAUUACAUUUUAUUCAAUAGAUGAUGCUUAAAUGCCUUUUAUUUGAAGGUAAUGAAUUACAAUUGCAUGAUCUAAAAAUAUAUAUAUUUAUCAAUGGUGAAUAGUAUAAUGAACAUGUUUCAAAUCAAUAAAUCUUAGAGUACGGUAACUUACAAUUGCUGUUGCCAGUGUGAGAUUGUUUUUAGAAUAUGUACUGAUAAGCUGAACUGUAUAUGUAACUAUUAUGUUGUUGUGCAGCGGGAUACAUUGCACCAUGUAUGAAAUGUAAAUGAAGGGCAUGUAGGCUGUUGUGAAAUGCAUAGUUGUGAAAGUGUAUUUAAAUGCGUAUUUAAUCAUGCAUACAGUGUACAUGUGCAUACAGCGAUGAACAAUGACAUUAAAAUCAGCAGUUUGACGCUACUAAUUUUCUCAGAAACCAGACACAUGCCCCCCCCCCAACAUAUGCCCUUGCGAUAUAUUUCGGAUAGGUGGUACAAAUGCUAUCCAGUACUUAUGUGAAGCCUAACAUGUGCCCCCUAAAUAUCACAAUAGAGUAAGUAUGUCAGUGAAUUAAUUGUUUGGCCGACAUUCAGUGUCCUUGGCUGAAGAUAAAAUAGCAUAAUCUAAUGAGUAUGCAGCAAAACAAUUUAAAGAAAUUGUAAGUGUCUAUGAGGGGGUUUGAUCCUCAUUGGUUUAGGUGUAUGGAUGUGCACUUCAUUCUUAUGUAUAUUAAUAUGUGUAGUCAGUUUGGAGUGUUCAGCCACUUUUGUUUGUUAGAGUUUCUGUGAUACUGUUUUUUCUUUUAUUUCUGUUAAAGUGUUCACAUUUUAUUUAAAAAAUACAAAUAAAUGUUACAAGCAACUGGCCGUCUUAAAAAUAUUUGAAAAUUCACUUAAGUGUAUGUCAGCAUAUUUUAUUUACAUUUAUGAUUAAAUUUUCUGUAUCAUAUGUUGUUUAAAGUUUUCCAGGGUAGACAUGUUUAAUAGAUAAAAAAUACAUUUUUAACAAUUAAAACAAUUAUACAUGUACAUACAUGUAUAUGCAUCUGUAAAGCAUAUCAAAGAAUUUUUACUUAAGUUCAUAUUCGUUAUGUUAAAGUUGGAAUGCAAUCAUAUCACUUUGGGACAUUAAAUUGAUUAUUUGUGUUAGUUGAUAAUAAAACAGUUUUGCUUUACAUUAUUUAUUUGCAAGCAAAAUGUGUAUGUAUAAUUUAAUGUAUAAUGCUUAUAUAAUGAUGAGUUUGUGUUUUAAGUUCAAUACAUAACAACAACUGAGAAACAGUUUCAAAAUUCUGUGAUCACAAUUUUGAAAGUUAUAUGUUCUUAUAAAAGACUUUCCAGUAUGCAUUUUCCAGUAUGCCAUUGCACUCAUUUAAACAGCAAUUUUGGAUAAUUUAGAUUCAAAAGUAUCAGAUUUUGCUUCUUUCUCUAUAAAGACGAAGCAAUAUAAAGAUCUUGUCGUGGUGUUAAAUAAAAUCCUUAACAAUUAUGUUUCAUGUUCUUCAGUUUAUAAAAACAUGUUUUAUAUUUGGCAUCUUUUUUUUUAGGCGAUUUAAUUUUCAUGUUGGUUUAAAAUCAUUUUGAGUUACAUAUGUGUUAAAACAUGUAUUUUAAUUUUUAAACAUGUUUUAAGAUGUUUGAAAAGUAUGAUCCAUUUUCGAUAUGGUUAUGUAAGCAAAUUGAAUGCAAUUUUGUGUAAAUGCAGUAUAAUUGAUCCAUCCGAUCUUAUAUAAAUUCCACAAACAUGUUACGCUGUAUAAUGUGAAAUUAGAAUUAGACAUCAAGCACAGAAUUGGCACAAUUAUUGUUCGUAUUGCUUCUACAUGCUUCUUCUUUUUGUCAAUACCUUUGGGAUAAAAAGCAUUUUUCCCAUCCUUUUGUGGAUUUUUUCUGUGAUUUUUUUUAACGGUCUUAUUAAAUGUAACACAUUUUCAUUAUUUUUUUUGUGGACAUUCAUUCAAGCAUUAGUUUUGUGGUAUAAAAGCUAUUUUCAUGAUGCAGUAAUUACAUCUGCAGGAGUCUAUCACACUAAUGACCAUGCAAAGUUCAUAAUUACAAAUGGUUAAACUGUGUACAAGACAAUUGCGAUAUAAAUCUGUUCACUCCAAGUUUGAUGUCUAAUCCUUACUUCAUAUAAUGUGUUUUUAUGUCAUUUUUGAUCAUCGAUUAUCUAUACGCGACACAUCAAUUGUAAUGUUGUAUAUGUAUUUCAUGACAUACUUAAAUGUCUUCAAAUUGACUUAAAUGUCUUCUCAUUGACAUGCAUGUAUUCAUUUAUCUAUUGUAUUAAAUAUAUAUUGAAAUAUAUUGAUACAGAACAGAGGAAAUACAUUGUAUAGAUGAUAUAUAAUGAAAUCAAUUGAAUCACAGCAGAUGAAAUCCAUUGUUAAGAAUGAAUAUUAUGAAAUCCAUUGAUACACACCGGAUGAAAUCCUCGGUAAAAAAAACCCAUUCUGUUAAUUAUUUUCCACUAUUACAUUAUGUUUAUAAUUAUGAAAUAUAGAUUCUAUAUAUGAAUAUGUGCUAGUUUCGGUGCAUGAUGUUAAAUAAAUAUAUUUGAAGUUUCUCCGGAAAAGAAUAAUAUUAAAUACUUAAUUAUAAAACUCUUAAUCAAUCUAAAUUCAGCAGUUCGAGCUGUUCUGUUCACCUCAUUAAAGAAGCUGGUUGUUUUGCAAUAUCAUCACACCAUCUUGUUGUUUUAUGUGUGAUCAUAGUUAUCUACUUACUACUUAUUGAAAAACUAUUCUACAUAAAACACAAGGGAAUUUUGCAUAGUUUUGCACUGAGCCCAUCGAUUUUAUUUAAUUAUGUAAUAUGUAUUCAAAUUGCAUGGUAUUGUUUUAUUUAAGGGUAUACUCGAUAGGCAUCUUUAACUUUAUGGUAUUACUUAGUAGUUACACAAUUAACUUGGACAAGGUCUGCUCCAAAGUGCUGGACAUUAAGUAAAAUUUGAUUAUAACCGUUACCGGUAGUCUCUUAUAAAAUAAAGAUUUGUGAAUUAAUUUAAAAUCUAUCUGUUUCAAUUAUUUCUGUGUGACCAUUUAAUAAAAUAAGAAUAUUUAUUAAAAACAAUAUUAUGAAUUGAUACUUCUUGAAAUGUAUUACACAACUUUGAUAUUUGAAUAAAUUUAACAUGAAAGUAAAACGAUGCCAUUUUAAUGUGUUACAUUUGAUUUUAAUACAAUAACAUUUUGUGACUUGAACAUUUGCAUACCUGUAACCGUUGUCAAUUUGAAAUUUAUUGUGCACAUAUUCUUUUUGGCUUCUCCUUUGAUAAUAUAGCCACUUAUGUUUCGCUUUCAAAACACCAGUCUUUUGAGACUUGAUUAAUACACAUAGACCUAACUUGUUUUGUUGGUGAAUAAAAGUCUUUGUCCAAA
Molecule: messenger RNA, 6187 nt
Organism: Dreissena polymorpha
Lineage: Eukaryota; Metazoa; Mollusca; Bivalvia; Myida; Dreissenidae
Product: synaptotagmin-1-like
Exons: 9
Coding region: 43-1305 (420 amino acids)
Biological process (GO): calcium ion-regulated exocytosis of neurotransmitter; regulation of calcium ion-dependent exocytosis; cellular response to calcium ion
Cellular component (GO): dense core granule; synaptic vesicle membrane; axon
Molecular function (GO): calcium ion binding; phosphatidylserine binding; calcium-dependent phospholipid binding
Source: RefSeq, a predicted model, not a curated record